This is a messenger RNA of Dentiscutata erythropus, 353 nucleotides long. The record is from the annotation of a GenBank genome assembly. NCBI's taxonomy places the organism in Eukaryota, Fungi, Glomeromycota, Glomeromycetes, Diversisporales, Gigasporaceae.
CAAGCUUGCGAGCAGAAUUUCCAGGCCCACUUAUAACAAUUUCAAGUGGUUCAGUAGUAAAAAGCAAAAUGGCAAAUGGUUAUAUGAUGCAAGCAAAUGAAAUCAUGAACAGUGCAUUAGAGACGCAUAACAAGAAAGAUGAAGAAACUUCUUAUACAAUCAAUAUAAAAGAUGAUGAUGCAAUAUCGGACUCUAAUCAAGUGUAUGGUGAUAACAAAUUUACAGAAAAUAAUCUUAAAAGAAAACUAGAUGAUGAUGGCGAAUUACCAGGUUAUGAUGGAUUAGUAUUUUUAUUUAAUGAUUCAAACGAAGAUAUGAUUUUGAAAAAAAUCGACAAAAAUAAGCACAAAUAG